Molecule: messenger RNA, 1478 nt
Organism: Durusdinium trenchii
Lineage: Eukaryota; Dinophyceae; Suessiales; Symbiodiniaceae
Source: the annotation of a GenBank genome assembly
CCCACACUGCACUAGCAAGCUGGAAUUCUCUUGGUGCCAUGGACCUUCGCCUGAAGACAAGGCGGCGGAUCUGCAUUUGUUCUUCCAAGAGAGUCCUGGUUUGUGCUUUGGCUGGAAUUUUAGCACCAAGUUUUACUGUGAGCAGAAGUCUCCAAAGAAGAGGCCAUCCCACAUCGAGAGAGGCUGUGGAAGCUGAAGUAGUUCAGAGAUGCCAGUCCGAUGAGGACCAGUUUGAUUAUGUCCUGCCAGUGGGGCCUGCGUGUCCCUUCCGCUCUGAGAUGAUGGUGCGUGGCAAUUUCGAGCAGGAUCUGGCGAUGUUGCACCUCAAUGCCGCCAGCAAGUCAGGUGAAUUUGAUGCCUUGGUGCGGCAAAUUGCUGCAGGCAUUCAGCCAGAUCCGCGGCAGAAGAAGAAGGUGGGCUUUGACCUCAAACAGCAGGGAGAUCAUUUGAAAAGCUUGCUGGAUGACAUGGAGGAUGCAGUGGACUUCCAGGUCAUUGAGUCCUAUCAUCUCAUGGAGUUGAAGGCCAAGAAGAUGGGCGCCAUCAGUGCACGCACGGUGGAAAAGAUGACCUCCUGGCAGGGCACUGGCAUCAUGGCGGAAGCGGACGGCAUGAUGGUGCCACCACCACCCAUUGGUGUGGAUCCAGUGGCCUUGUCCAAAGCUGCCCCCGCAGGCCGAGGUGGAUGGCAGAGUCAGCCCAAUGCGCCUCGUGUGCUUCCUUUCGAGGAGGAAAGCUUUCUGAUAUCUCCUGAAGCAAGACUGCUUGGGGCAGAGUAUGCCAAGUUAUCGAAGGAGCAUGGCGAGCUGGUGAACUUCGGAGGGAAGUUCGGUGACUUUGACCAGGCUGGCAAGGAGUUCUAUAUUGACAAAAUGCUGGAGGUUACGACUCGCUGGAGUAGCUUGCUGAGUGACACAAGGCGCUUGGGCAUUGAGCCGGUCCGUCCCUACGUGGCCUUCUCACAGGAGUACCUGGGCCAAUCAGGGCUUUCGCCCCAAGACUUUCGAGAGAUGGUGGAUGAAGUGCACCAGCUGCUACGGCGAAAGGCUGACCCCACCAGCCGAUAGUGCAAAAGAAUGGAGCUGGGCCGGUUGAUGGACGUGUGGAGAACUACGUGGCUUUCUGAUGCUUUCCGCUGUCCUUGAGACAAACCCAUGUGCUGCCAGUUGCUGGAUUAGCGUUGUCUUGAGGUCAAUGGUGCUCCCACCUGCGUUUAAACUGACUUGUGUGGUUACUGACCAGUCCAAUGAACAGUCAGUUUUGACCAAUUGUACAUCCAGGCAGGUCAGGUCAUAAGAAAACCAAGAAUCUGCGAGGAUCGACUGUUUAUCAUUUAGUUUGUAUUUCUUGGGUUCAACAGUGUAUGGCCACAACCUGCGCCUGGUACAUGACGUCCAUGCUUUGUGGAUUUCUACACUUGUGGAGGUUACUGAGCACUGCAGAAGAGCCAACACGACAUGAUCAUGGGAGAAUCGAAG